AUGACAGGUUAUUACUACCUGGUUGAUGCUGGGUACCCAAAUGCAAAGGGUUUCCUUGUACCAUACAGAGGCCAACGCUAUCACUUGCAAGAAUGGCGUGGCGCUGAAAAUGCACCUUCAACUUCGAAAGAGUUCUUCGAUAUGAAGCAUUCUUCUGCUCGUAAUGUAAUCGAAAGAGCAUUCGAUGUCUUGAAGGGUCGAUGGGUGAUACUACGGAAAAAGUCAUACUACCCUGUAGAAGUUCAAUGUCGCACAAUACUCGCAUGUUGUCUCCUCCACAACCUUAUCAAUAGAGAGAUGACAACCUUUGAUAUAGUGGACGACAUAGAUGAGGUUGAUUUUACCCACGCGACUAGUGUCGCCCAUGACAUACAUUACAUAGAGACGUCCAAUGAGUGGACUCAGUGGAGGGACGACCUUGCUGAAGAAAUGUUUAGUGAAUGGGUGUUGCGUAACCAGUAG
Messenger RNA from Cucumis melo (muskmelon), 462 nucleotides. RefSeq names its product protein ALP1-like. The transcript has a single exon. Lineage: Eukaryota; Viridiplantae; Streptophyta; Magnoliopsida; Cucurbitales; Cucurbitaceae. The coding region runs from base 1 to 462 and encodes 153 amino acids. The record is from RefSeq and is a predicted model, not a curated record.